Molecule: messenger RNA, 570 nt
Organism: Mollisia scopiformis
Lineage: Eukaryota; Fungi; Ascomycota; Leotiomycetes; Helotiales; Mollisiaceae
Exons: 1
Coding region: 1-570 (189 amino acids)
Molecular function (GO): nucleic acid binding; RNA-DNA hybrid ribonuclease activity
Source: RefSeq, a predicted model, not a curated record
AUGAGAGCCCUGUAUGAGCGAAUACGACGCCUCUUCCACGUUGCAACCUAUGGCAACCAGAUCUCCCACGACCUGCCACUCGAAAUCCGAAGACUCAGAUACGAUCCCUAUUCUAUCGUGCUUGCCAUCAGCGGAAUAUGUCAAUCACAAGAUGAGACACGUGCAAGAGCAUCAUUCAGCGUGUUCUUCGCGAAGAACUCAUUCCGCAUCAUCGCCGCGAGAUUGCCAGCUUAUCGAAACCAGACAUCAAAUACAAGCCAGCUGUAUGCAGUUGUGGCUGCACUCCAAGGUGUGGAAGAGAUGCUCGACUCCGGUCAUUGCAUUUCGCAAGCAGUUUUGAUAAGUGAUUCGAGGUGGUUGGUGGACAGUCUGGCUGUUGCGGUCUGGCAGUGGGAGCAAAAUGCUUGGCGCAAUAACAGGGGACGACUUAUGGUGAAUUGGGAGUUGUUUAGGUGGUUGCAUGGCAGGAUUUCGAGUUUGCAAGCUAGAGGCUGUGAAGUUAAGUUUUGGACUGUUAGAAGGCGGUGGAAUCAGGAGGCAAUAGUGCUUGCCAGGUCCGCCCUCCGUUGA